Messenger RNA from Gossypium raimondii (Peruvian cotton), 2792 nucleotides. Its product is annotated as probable acyl-CoA dehydrogenase IBR3. Bases 140 to 2614 code for a protein of 824 amino acids. Lineage: Eukaryota; Viridiplantae; Streptophyta; Magnoliopsida; Malvales; Malvaceae. Gene Ontology annotation, molecular function: oxidoreductase activity, acting on the CH-CH group of donors; flavin adenine dinucleotide binding. The transcript is spliced from 17 exons. The record is from RefSeq and is a predicted model, not a curated record.
AAACCGUCUUCAUCUUUUCUCCGUCAAAAUUCGAACUUUCAUAAAAUCGGGUCGCUUUAUUUGGUACUUUCUUUGCUUUCAGAGGAAGCUGAGAAAAGAAAAAAGAAAGAUUAUCUUGUUUAUUUCUCCAUAGUAAACUAUGGCGAAUCGAACGGGUGAUUUGGUAGAGGCAGUGCAGGAGGCUCACAAAAUCGAUGUUAAGGCCUUGUUUGGCUAUGCCUCAGCUAAUGUUCCUGGAUUUCCUCUCUCUCCCUCAAAAUUCAACCUCUCUCAGUUCGGACAUGGACAAUCGAAUCCGACGUAUUUGAUGGAAGUGGAAACGGGAAGUGGAACUGUAAAACGCUACGUUUUAAGGAAGAAACCUCCUGGGAAGCUGCUUCAAUCUGCUCAUGCUGUUGAGAGAGAAUUUCAGGUUCUUAAGGCCCUGGGGGAUAAUACAAAUGUGCCAGUUCCGAAGGUCUUCUGUUUGUGUAACGAUCCAACUGUAAUUGGAACUGCAUUUUACAUCAUGGAGUACUUGGAAGGUCGGAUAUUUGUAGACCCAAGUCUACCGGGUGUACCACCCGAGAGGAGGCGGGCAAUAUAUCAAGCAACUGCUAAAGUGCUAGCGUCGUUACAUUCUGCUAAUAUUGAUGCCAUUGGUUUGGGAAGCUAUGGGCGGCGAGACAACUAUUGUAAAAGACAGAUAGAGAGAUGGUUUAAGCAAUACCUUGCUUCAACUAGCGAGGGAAAACCUGAGAGAUAUCCCAAGAUGUUUGAGCUGGUUGAUUGGUUGCGGAAGAAUAUUCCUCCAGAAGAUGCAUCAGGUGCAACAGGAGGCCUAGUUCAUGGAGAUUUCCGUGUUGAUAAUGUUGUUUUUCAUCCAACUGAGGAUCGUGUCAUUGGUAUUCUUGAUUGGGAACUGUCUACUAUUGGAAACCAAAUGUGCGAUGUUGCAUACAGCUGCAUGCCUUACAUUACACAAGCAGGGCUUGGUUCAGAUGAACUGGUUAAAGGUUUUGAGAUCAUUGGGAUUCCUGAAGGGAUACCUACACAGGCUGAAUUUCUGGCAGAAUACUGCCUUGAAUCUGGGAAAGCAUGGCCUGUCUCUGAAUGGAAGUUCUAUGUUGCAUUUUCCCUGUUCCGUGGAGCAUCUAUCUACACAGGAGUGUAUAAUAGAUGGCUAAUGGGUAAUGCAUCAGGAGGUAAACGUGCAGAACAUGCAGGACGUCAUGCUAAGAGUCUCGUAGAUUCUGCUUUGGAUUUUAUCUCAAAGAAGACGGUGCUUCCAGAGCAACCCCCCUCUGUUUCACGAGGUAGUAGGCAAUACGGGACUGAGAACAAAGCUCAAGGCCUUCCAGAAGGAAGCGGGAGGUUUGUUCCUAGUAAAAAGAUUCAGGAAUUGAGAAACAAAUUGAUUCAGUUCAUGGAAGUUCACAUUUAUCCCUUGGAAAAUGAAUUCAACAAACUUGCAAGGUCUGAUUUACGUUGGACAGUGCAUCCAGAGGAGGAGAGGUUAAAAGAGCUUGCAAAGAAAGAAGGAUUGUGGAACUUAUGGAUUCCUUUUGAUAGUGCUGCUAGGGCAAAAGAACUUAUUUUUAAUGGGAGUGCUCACUGCACACAUGAUCGUUUACUUGGUGCGGGCCUCUCAAACCUUGAAUAUGGAUACCUUUGUGAGAUUAUGGGUCGCUCCCUUUGGGCUCCGCAGAUCUUUAAUUGUGGUGCACCAGACACUGGGAAUAUGGAGGUAUUGUUGCGAUAUGGGACUAAAGAACAGCUAAACGAAUGGCUUGUUCCACUGCUUGAGGGGAAAGUACGCUCUGCAUUUGCAAUGACAGAACCACAAGUUGCUUCCUCAGAUGCAACCAAUAUCGAGUGUUCUAUCAAAAGACAAGGAGACUCGUAUAUCAUCAAUGGGACCAAGUGGUGGACGAGUGGAGCUAUGGAUCCAAGAUGCAGAAUUCUUAUACUCAUGGGAAAAACUGACUUCACUGCUCCCAAGCACAAGCAGCAAUCCAUGAUCUUAGUGGACAUUAAGACUCCAGGGAUAUGCGUAAAGAGACCACUAACAGUAUUUGGCUUUGAUGAUGCUCCUCAUGGACACGCUGAAGUUUCUUUUGAGAAUGUUCGUGUGCCAGCAAAGAAUAUUCUAUUGGGAGAAGGACGCGGCUUUGAGAUUGCCCAGGGAAGACUUGGCCCCGGAAGACUGCACCACUGCAUGAGACUGAUUGGCACUGCUGAGCGUGGCAUGCAGUUAAUGGCUGAAAGGGCUCUUAAUCGGAAAACAUUUGGAAAAUAUAUUGCCCAACAUGGUUCAUUUCUUUCGGAUUUUGCAAAGUGUCGAAUAGAACUAGAGCAGACUAGGUUAUUGGUUCUUGAAGCGGCUGACCAGCUCGAUCGACUUGGAAACAAGAAAGCCCGUGGAACCAUUGCAAUGGCGAAGGUAGCAGCUCCGAACAUGGCCCUGAAGGUACUGGACAGGGCAAUACAAGUACAUGGUGGAGCCGGGGUAUCAUCCGACACCGUUUUGGCACACCUGUGGGCAUCAGCAAGAACAUUGAGAAUCGCUGAUGGACCUGAUGAAGUGCACUUGGGUACCAUUGCUCAGUUAGAACUACGAAGAGCAAAGCUUUGAAGGAUCUUGAAACUAUGAUCAUCACACAAAAAUACUUUUUUUUUGUUCUUCUUGCAGUCUCGAAGAUAAAAAAUAAGGAAAAGGAAUCCAAAAAAUUGGGCAUUUUCUUAGUAAUAUUAUGGAAUUAUUAUGAAAGAUAAUAAUAAUAAUAAUAAUCAUUUAUGUAGUUAUUUGUUUA